AGUGAAAGCUUGCAUGAGGUUGUCUAAAUGUGUUAAGCAGCUGCAUUUGAUUUAAAGUUUUCUUUGCUACACUAACCUACAAACCAGCGAUAUUUGCAAAACAAUGGAUGUUCGGAAGUAUUUGGCACGUAUCAGUUGUUCUGGUUCAUGUCCUCCGACAUUGGAGACCUUACGAUACGUUCACCUGAAUCACUUAAUGGCAGUUCCCUUUGAGAACCUCACUGUUCAUAUCGGAGAGCGGGUCAGGCUUGAGUUGCCACUUCUAUAUGAAAAAAUCGUCUUCAUGCGCCGUGGAGGAUUCUGCUUUGAGAACAAUGGACUCUUCUCUUGGCUUUUGUCUCAGAUGGGCUUUGACGUGACUAUUCUCUCCGCACAGGUCAGGAAUCGGUUCACCGGUGCUUACGGACCUCCCUUCGACCACUUCAUCAUGAUGGUGAAGCUGGAUGGACACAGAUGGCUCUGUGACGUUGGGUUUGGAUCCGGAUUCCAGCUCCCUCUUUCUCUUGAGACAGAUAGUCCUCAAGCCCAGAGCCACGGAGUGUAUCGAAUCAGAUCUCAGGGAGACUUCAUUUUCAUGGAAAUGAAAUCUGAGACUGAGGUAUCAGGGAGUGCAGAAGAAUGUUGGUUGGAACAGUACAAAUUCACCCUGGAGUCACGUGAAAGAGAUGAUUUCAGAGCCAUGUGUGACUACCAUCAGAGUUCUGUUAGCUCGAUUUUCUUCUGCAAAUCUCUCUGUUCACUCUUACUGCCCACUGGAAGAAUCACAAUCAUGGGCCGCAAACUGAUUAUAACCAGUUUGACCUCAGAGGAUGGACAGCAAGCUAUGAAAACCACUACAGAUCUUUCAAAUGAAGAAAUUACAGAGUUGUUGAGAGAGAAGUUUGGAAUUGUUCUUCCUUCUCCACUCACUCCAAAAGAUGUUGAGAUUGUACCACCACCAGUUACUUAUUAAGUCAUAGUUUAUUGGUUGGGUGACUCUUGUUCUUUAAGUAGUCUGGUA
This is a messenger RNA of Rhinichthys klamathensis goyatoka, 1000 nucleotides long. RefSeq names its product arylamine N-acetyltransferase, pineal gland isozyme NAT-3-like. The transcript has a single exon. Lineage: Eukaryota; Metazoa; Chordata; Actinopteri; Cypriniformes; Leuciscidae. The record is from RefSeq and is a predicted model, not a curated record. Bases 104 to 952 code for a protein of 282 amino acids. Gene Ontology annotation, molecular function: acetyltransferase activity.